Molecule: messenger RNA, 1428 nt
Organism: Populus nigra (black poplar)
Lineage: Eukaryota; Viridiplantae; Streptophyta; Magnoliopsida; Malpighiales; Salicaceae
Product: plastid lipid-associated protein 3, chloroplastic-like
Exons: 3
Coding region: 115-1236 (373 amino acids)
Source: RefSeq, a predicted model, not a curated record
AGUCGGCAAAAAUCUGAAAAACGCCAAAAAUAAAAACAGAUUUUUGAUGUUCUUGAGACUACAGAACGCCUUACUUCAAAAUCACACCGACGCACCGAGACACACGCACACAAAAUGGCACUUCUCUACACCUCACACUCCUCCCUCCUGUUCUCCCCCUCUUCUUCCAAAAAACCCAACAACCCACUCCCUCUUUCCAAAACCCCACCACUACCAUCUCUCUCUUUCUUCCGUAAACCCCCUCAAACCCUCCGUUUCCUGACUCAAAUUACUAAAAAACCCAAAUUCCGGACCCUCCUCACACACAUCUCCUCUUCCUCCUCUGACCCGACACCUGACUCAGAUCCUGAACCAAACUCACCUCCGGUAGGUAUCACUGACGAGUGGGGUGAGAAGGCAGAACCCGAACUCGAACCUGAAUACCCGAAAGCUGCGGACUUGGAUCCUCCGAGAAAUGAUGACGAGUGGGGUGGGGAAUUUGUUGCCGUGGAAAAUGGCAACGCAGCGGCACCGAGUUCCAGCAGUGCUGUGGUCGUGGAGAAGGAUGAGAGGGUUGAGGAGUUGAAGAGGAGUUUGGUAGAUACGGUCUAUGGUACUGAUUUUGGGUUUCGGGCCAGCCAGGAAAUCCGGGCUGAGGCUUUGGAGUUGGUUAAUCAGCUGGAGGUUGUAAAUCCAACUCCGGCACCUGUGGAUGCUACUGGGGUGCUUGAUGGCAAAUGGGUUUUGGUGUAUACUGCAUUUUCAGAGCUGUUGCCACUUCUGGCAGCAGGUGCUACACCUUUCUUGAAAGUGAAAAGCAUAUCUCAAACAAUUGAUGCUAGCAGUCUAUCUAUAGUGAACUCAACCACAUUGUCAGGCCCUUUUGCUACUUUCUCCUUUAGCGCUUCUGCUACUUUUGAGUUUCGGACUCCUUCAAGAAUACAGGUGGAGUUUAAGGAAAGCGUGCUGCAACCUCCACAGAUAAAUUCCAGCGUAGAACUCCCAGAAAAUGUUGAUCUUUUUGGGCAAAAGAUCAAUCUGUCUCCCAUCCAGCAAUCUCUUGGUCCUCUGCAGGAGGCAGCAGCAAAUAUUGGAAGAACCAUUUCUGGCCAGCCACCGCUUAAGGUACCCAUUCCAGGCAACCGAGCAAGCACCUGGCUUCUCAUUACCUACCUUGAUGAGGAUCUCCAAAUCUCAAGAGGGGAUGGUGGUCUUUUCGUUCUUGCUAAAGAAGGAAGCCCUCUUCUAGAACUCUAGCCAGGUGCAUUCUGCAACCUGCAACGUGCUAUCUAUAAAUUGGAUGUACAGUGUCUUCUCUUCUAUACUUGACCUUGUAGAAAAGGGAAUGGUUUAAAUGGUGAAUAAGAUGCCUAGAUCCAGCAGAGGAAAAGAGAGAAACUUUGAAACCCUUACAUUCCGAUAUAAUUAUAAGAUUACACAUUUUUUUAA